AUGAUAAAAAAUAUGAAUUUUAUCAUUACAAAUUUAAUUUUUUAUCUUUUAUUAGUUUCAUCAAUUUAUUCACAACAUAAUAAUUGUAUAGGUAAUUGUUGUGAUAAAAAUAUAAAUUGUGGAUUUUGGGCAAAAAGAAAUGAAUGUAAAAAAACACCAUCUUACAUGUUGAUGAAUUGUCCAAAAAGUUGUCAAACAUGUAAAGGACAAGAUCCAACAAAACAAGAAGUUGAUAAAUUAAACUUUUCUGGGUGUAAAUUUGUACAAACAAGAGAAACUACAAGAAGAGUAGCUAUGAAUGCAAGAAUAUUUAGUGAAACUGUUGUUUCAAGAGAUUGUGGACCUGAAAAUGUUCCUAAUAAUUGCUCACAAUCAAUAUGUUUUCAUAAACAAUUUCGUUCAAUGGAUGGAUCAUGUAAUAAUUUAAAACGUCCAUUAUUUGGAGCUGCAUUUACAAGUUAUAUUCGUUUACAACAACCACUUUAUGAAGAUAAUUUUAAUAAACCAGUAGGAAAAAUAAUUUAUCGUCCUGAUGCUAGAGAUGUUACAAGAUUUUUAUUAAUUCAUGAUAAAAAUAUUAUUUCUAAAUACAAUCAAUUAGCAAUGCAAUUUGGACAAUUUUUAGCUCAUGAUAUUCUUGCUAAUGGAAGACAUGAAUCAUGUAGAUGUGAUAUGGUAAAUGCACCUCAUUGUCAAAAUAUAUAUUUUAAAAGAGGAGAUCCAAAAUUUGGUAAAAUACCAUGUAUUAGACUUGCUAGAACAGUAAAUAAAUGUGGUACAGGAAUUUUUGGAGUACCUAGAGAACAAAUGAAUCAAGCAACUGCCUAUAUUGAUGGUUCACAAAUUUAUGGAAAUAAUAAUGGUAAUAUGGAAGCAUUAAGAUCUAGACAAUUUUUAAGAACAACAAUUAGAAAUGGUAAAGAAUUUCCACCAAUGGGUAUAACUGAAGUUGGAGGACAUGCUCUUAUAACUGGUGAUAAUCGUGCAGAUAUUUUUAGUGGUUUAUCUGCUUUACAUACAAUAUUUGUUAGAUAUCAUAAUAUUAUAGCAAGAAAAUUUAUGAAAGUUAAUCCAUCAUGGUCAACUGAUAGAAUAUUUCAAGAAACAAGAAAAAUUGUUGGUUCCAUAUUACAAGUAAUUACAUUUGAAGAAUUUUUACCAGCAAUUUUAGGUCCAGAUAAUUAUAAAACAUUAAUACCAACAUAUAGUGGAUAUAAAGAGGAUGUUGAUGCAACUAUAUCAAAUGAAUUUGCAGCAGCUGGUUUUAGAUUGCACGGGACAAUCGUUCAGCAUUACCCAUUAAUUGAUGAAAGAUAUCGUACUCUUGCAAAUAAUGAUUUUAUUCAAAAUGUUGAAACAUUUAUAAGAGAAUACAGUACUAAAAUAAGUUUAUUAGUUAGAGGAAUGAUUGCAUCACCACUUAAAAAAGCUCAACGUAUAAAUCCUCAAAUUACAGAAAAAUUUUUUGGUGGAACAGUUGAUUUAUCUUCAAUGAAUUUACAAAGAGGAAGAGAUCAUGGUUUAAGAACAUAUAAUGAUUAUAGAAAAUUAUGUCAAUUACCUAUAAUUGAAAGUUUUGAAGAAUGGGAUGAUGUUAGUGAUAAUAGUGUCAAAAAAAAAGCUAAAGAACUUUAUCGUAAUAUUAACAAUAUUGAUCUUUUUACAGGUGCUAUGUUAGAAGAACCACUUGAAGGAUCUGUUGUUGGUCCUACAUUUGCUUGUAUCAUAUCAGAACAAUUUUUGCGUCUUAGAGAUGGUGAUAGAUUUUGGUAUGAAAAUAAUCAACUUUUUACACCUCAACAAAUAAAUAAUUUAAAAAAAAUGUCUAUUGCUUCAGUAAUAUGUGCAACUGAACCAGGAAUUAAAAAAAUACCUAGAUACGCUUUUGAAGCUGAUAAAGGGGACAAAGCCAGAAGAUGUGAAGAAAUUCCUCAAAUUGAUAUAACAUUGUGGAAAUCUUUUUAA
This is a messenger RNA of Strongyloides ratti, 1965 nucleotides long. RefSeq names its product Peroxidasin-like protein. The record is from RefSeq and is a predicted model, not a curated record. Gene Ontology annotation, molecular function: heme binding; peroxidase activity. Bases 1 to 1965 code for a protein of 654 amino acids. Gene Ontology annotation, biological process: response to oxidative stress. NCBI's taxonomy places the organism in Eukaryota, Metazoa, Nematoda, Chromadorea, Rhabditida, Strongyloididae. The transcript is spliced from 5 exons.